CAGGUCUCAUAUCCAUUCGUUGAUCUUUCUAGCUAAUUGAACCACUUUUGUCUAGGUUCUGUUGUUUCAUUUUGUUUCAUUUCAUUGGUCUGUCUCUAUUUCGUAAAUUAUUUUUGUGACUCAUAGAACAUAACUAAUUAUCAAGUUUCUGAUUGAAAUGGUUUGUGUUCUAAUCGGCUGGUUGUUACAGAAUUAAUAUACAUACAGUCGGAGUAGUUGAUGGCACAAAAACUGCUGCAUGGUGUUCUUCAUGUGAAGAUCUUCGAGGCAAAUAGAUUUUUGAGUGAAGGUUGUUGCAUCUACUUCUCCGAGCUCCUCGAUAAAUUUCACAAAACACAUUGUUUUGGGGAACGUACUUCCAAACUCUAUGCAACAAUCCAUUUAGAAAAUACUAAAGUUGGCAGAACCAGACUGGUGGAAUUGAACAACGAAACCUCAAUUCCCCAAUGGCACGAGUCAUUCCACAUUUACUGUGCCCAUAUAGCAUCCAGUGUCAAAUUUUCCAUCAAAGAACGCUAUCCUAUAGGUGCUAAAGUGAUUGGAAGGGCCUCUGUUCCUGCAGAGGAACUCCUCAGUGGAGAAGAAGCAGACAAAUGGCUCAUCAUCUUGGAUAACAAACACCAUAAACCUUUACAUGGACGUCCUAAACUCCAUGUCAAAUUGCGUUUUUCCCAUGUUACUGCAGACCCUAACUGGUCCCGAGGAAUUAAAAGUCCCAACUUUCCAGGAGUUCCUUACACAUUCUUUACUCAGAGGAAUGGUUGCAGAGUUACCCUUUACCAAGAUGCUCAUGUCCCAGACAAAUUCAGCCCCAAAAUCCCACUUCUUGGGGGUCAAAAUUAUGAGCCUCACAGAUGCUGGGAAGAUAUUUUUGAUGCCAUUUCCAAGGCGAAGCACUUGAUUUACAUAGCAGGCUGGUCUGUGUAUACCAAAAUUAGCUUGGUAAGAGACCCGAGGAGGCAAAAACCCGGAGGCAAUAUCACCCUUGGUGAGCUUCUUAAGAAGAAGGCCGAUGAAGGAAUCAAGGUGCUAAUGCUUGUCUGGGAUGAUAAAACUUCUGUGAAGCUACUUAAAAAGGAUGGAGUAAUGGCUUCACAUGAUGAAGAUACUGAAAGUUACUUCCAUAACACUGGAGUCCAAUGUGUGUUGUGCCCCCGGAAUCCGGAUAAAUCCGAAAAGGUUGUUGGAGGAUUGUUGUUUUCGACCUUGUUUACUCACCACCAGAAGAUUGUGGUGGUUGACAGUGAGAUUCCUAAUGAAAAAUUAUCAGGAAAGAGGAGGAUUAUGAGCUUCAUUGGUGGGAUUGAUCUUUGUGAUGGUAGAUAUGACACUCCUUUCCAUUCCCUUUUCAGUACACUGGACUCUGUCCACCAUGAUGAUUUCCAUCAGCCCAAUUUCUCUGGCGCUUCAAUUCUCAAAGGUGGACCAAGAGUUCCUUGGCAUGAUAUGCAUUGCAGGUUAGAAGGAGCUGUUGCUUGGGAUGUUUUGUCCAAUUUCGAGCAGAGAUGGAGGAAGCAAGGUGGGAAGGACUUGCUGGUUCCAUUGAGAGAACUCGAUAACAUUUUUAUACCUCCAUCUCCGGUUAUGUUACAUGGAGACCAUGACACAUGGAACGUUCAGUUGUUCCGGUCCAUCGAUGAAGGAGCUGCCAUUUUCGAAUCCCCUUAUCAGAAUGCUGGCAGGGCAGGUCUUGUGAGUGGGAAAGAUCAUUUUAUUGAAAGAAGCAUUCAAGACGCUUAUAUCAAUGCCAUUCGAAGAGCAAAGAAUUUCAUCUACAUCGAAAACCAAUAUUUUCUCGGAAGCUCUUUCUCUUGGAACUCAAAUGGACAACAUAAGGUUGGGAAGGUUGGUGCUCUGCAUCUUAUUCCAAAGGAACUGUCUUUAAAGAUUGUUAGCAAGAUUGAUGCUGGAGAGAGAUUCACAGUCUACAUUGUCAUUCCAAUGUGGCCAGAGGGUAUCCCAGAAAGUGGUUCUGUUCAAGAGAUAUUGCAUUGGCAAAAGUUGACAAUGGAAAUGAUGUAUAAAGACAUAGUUCAGGCUCUCAAAGCCAAAGGACUCGAGGCAGACCCCAAGGACUAUUUGACUUUCUUUUGCCUAGGUAAUCGGGAGGUGAAGAAGAUCGGGGAAUAUGAACCUCCAGAGAAACCAGAAGAUGAUACAGAUUAUAGCAGAGCUCAGAAAUCAAGACGAUUUAUGAUCUAUGUUCAUGCAAAGAUGAUGAUUGUUGAUGAUGAAUACAUUAUCAUUGGAUCGGCAAACAUCAAUCAGAGAUCAAUGGAUGGUGCCAGAGAUACCGAGAUUGCCAUGGGAGCCUACCAACCCCAUCACUUAGCUACCUUGGGACCAGCCAGGGGCCAGAUUCAUGGGCACAGAUUGGCAUUGUGGUACGAACACUUGGGCAAGCUCGACCACACCUUCCUCGAACCACAGAGCAUCGAAUGCGUCCGGAAGGUGAACCAAAUUGCAGAUGAGUACUGGAAGCUUUACUCCCUUGAGACCAUAGACCAUUACUUCCCUGGUCACUUGCUCAGCUACCCCAUUAGAGUCCUUGAAAAUGGAGAAGUGACAACUUUACCCGAGACCGAAUUUUUCCCCGACACAAAAGGUCGAGUCCUUGGCUCUAACUCUGAGCUUCUUCCAUCAAUCCUCACUUCUUAAAAAGAUGCAUUCAUUAAUUUGUUUGUUCAAUGUAACUAGUGUAAAGAGCUUGGGCUUUGAUUUCUCAUAAUACAUUGAGUUAGUGAUGUAAACUACAAAAUAAAACAUGUAUUUGUUGUUCUUUAUACUGAAUUCAGUUUGUUUGUGAUCUAGUCUAGAAAUUAAACAAGAAGGGUUGCAGGAAUUGGUUAAGUAAGACACUUUCUUAGCGCCCCUAUAGUUGCUUUGGAAAUGUUUACAAUGAAUCUGCCUAACAAUCUGUUUCUUUUACGAAGUUUCUUAUUAGGAAGUUUGUCAAAAACCAGAAAUAAAUAAAUAAUAAAAUAAGUGGAAGCAGUA
Ziziphus jujuba (common jujube) is the source of this 2997-nucleotide messenger RNA. RefSeq names its product phospholipase D alpha 1. Gene Ontology annotation, molecular function: D-type glycerophospholipase activity; calcium ion binding. Gene Ontology annotation, biological process: phosphatidylcholine metabolic process; phospholipid catabolic process. The record is from RefSeq and is a predicted model, not a curated record. Bases 220 to 2658 code for a protein of 812 amino acids. NCBI's taxonomy places the organism in Eukaryota, Viridiplantae, Streptophyta, Magnoliopsida, Rosales, Rhamnaceae. Gene Ontology annotation, cellular component: plasma membrane. The transcript has 3 exons.